Messenger RNA from Carcharodon carcharias (great white shark), 3555 nucleotides. RefSeq names its product KN motif and ankyrin repeat domain-containing protein 1-like. Bases 211 to 3306 code for a protein of 1031 amino acids. Gene Ontology annotation, molecular function: protein binding. Lineage: Eukaryota; Metazoa; Chordata; Chondrichthyes; Lamniformes; Lamnidae. The record is from RefSeq and is a predicted model, not a curated record. Gene Ontology annotation, biological process: negative regulation of actin filament polymerization. The transcript has 11 exons. Gene Ontology annotation, cellular component: cytoplasm; cytoskeleton.
UCAACAAACAGACGCAUCCGGGCGUUGCAGUUCUCCUUGAGUUAAGAAAGGGACUCCUCCCUCUCUGGACAUCUGCACUGAAGCUUUGUCAGUCACAUCAGCAGCUACUGGAAGUUCAGGAACAUUUAAGUCCGUGGUUUAAGGCUGCCUGAUUGACUGGAAGCACAAUUACCUGUUGAUUUCAUGGGCACUCUGAACAUUUGAGGAGAGAUGGCACGACCGGCACAAAUGAAUCUAAGUAUCCCAGACCUGGGAAGUCAUGCUCUGUAUAAUGAGUUGAAUGACAGCGAAAAGAGCCCAUACGCUGUGGAAACACCAUAUGGUUUCCAGUUAGACCUGGAUUUCCUCAAAUUUGUUGAUGACAUUCAGAGUGGAAACACUCUGAAGAAAGUGACCAUUCAUCGUAAACCAAAAAUAAAACCAACAACAAGUACUAGUGGAUGGACCUCCACAGAGUCACUGUCCUCCUCAACCAGUGAAGACAUUAAAACAUUGCCCACAACACCAAAGUUUAGAACUUACACAGUUGCUUAUGACAUAAAGGAUCCUGUUUGUAGUCAGUACUUAAAUGCAAUGUCGCCACCUCCGGUCAACAGUCUUCUUCCACCACCUUCCCCAAGAUCUUCCCUGAGGAACCUUCAUGUGGAAAAGACAUUGCUGGAGACAAGUCGGAGGCUGCAGCAGGAACAGUUGACUGCUGAAGACAUACCAAAACCUAGGUUGUUGAACACUGGGCCCAAAUUGGGCAUAAAUUCAUGCAGUCAAAGCCAAACGCCCCCAUCUGCUCAACAAAACACUUCCAUAGGAAAUGGUGAUGUUAACCCAGCCCCCAAUCCGUCAUUCACUGGCUUUUUCAGCUUUAGCCCUAUGAACUCGGGAAGAAGUUCACCGGUCACAAAUAUCACACCGGCUCACCUUCAACACAUCCGUGAGCAAAUGGCAGCUGGCCUCAGGAGGCUGAAGGAGCUUGAAGAACAAGUGAAAAUGAUUCCAUAUCUGGAGAGGAAACUCUCUGCAGUCGAUGAGGAGAAGAGGCAGCUCAUAGCUGAGCUGAAAAAAAGAAAAGUUAGUAGCCAAUCCGAAGCCUCCCGCCUCAGGCAGCGGUCGUACAGCACGGGGAAUGUGGCACAGUACCAACCAGAAGCCAGGAAGGUGGUGGAGUUUCAUAUUGAUUUAGUUGGUGACAACGAGGAGAAGCGAUCCAGUAAAAUUAAAGAGCUUAGAAGACUAACUGAGAAGUUGACAGUUGCUGAAAGGAGCAGAGCCUACUCUAAAGGCCCAUCUCUGGGAUGUUCUCCAACUUCUCCAAGCAGAAAUGUGCUGCUAAAGUCAGUGGGUGUAGGAGAGAAGAAGGACAUGAAUGAGGUUGUUUUUUACUACAAGUCAGAGAGACCCACCCAAGAGGUAGCGGUUGGACCAGAAAUGGAAAUGAAACAUGUCAGUGUUGGAGUUGUUGAGUCAAUGUUGGGACUCACCACUGAGGCACAGGAGGAAAUUGAAUUUCUACAAGAAAUUAUUGAUGGUCAAAAAGCAAAUAUCUCCAUGAUUGCGGCUGAACUGGAAGAUGCAAAUAACGAACUGAACAACUUAAAGCUGAGUGUGCCACUUGUCACUUGUAGGACGAUGGUCGAUGCCAGUGUAAUGGCCCAGCCACUUAUGGUCCAUGCAAGUGAGGAAGCCAGAGUUCCAGUCAUGAGUCGAGCAGUAGGUGAUCACUUGGACAUUAUAGAUGUGUCUGUGGAUUGCACACCACAGAUGUCCAGUGUAGGAGUUAACUGCAGCUUACAAGUACAGGAGGUCGCUGUUGGUCCAGAUACUCCAAUUACACAAGAGGUCACUGAUGAUGCACAUUUGGAUAUUUACAGUCAGAGUAGGAGUGGACUUAGACAAGAGAGAGCCAGAGGAAUACUGAAGGUGGAUUCGAAGAUGGAAACUAUUGAAGAUGUUACCAUUGAUAGUGAUCAAGUGUUACAGGGCAGUCAGAGUGUAGAAAUAAAAGAUUGUGACAUUAAGCAUAAGGUUAAGGACCAGGUGACUAGGGUGAGCUUAUCAAAGGACAUGGUCCAAGAGGAUCAUGUUGCAAUCAAGCUCUGUAGCACAUCUUUGCAGGUUGUGCGUGAGAGAAAUGCAGUUACUGAGGGAAAUGUGCAAAGGCCCAUGGAACAGCAGCACAUGGUCAGUCCUACCAAAGGAGUGCUGAAGUCAAUCAUGAAAAAGAAGGAUGGGUCAAACAAAACAGAAUCAAAUGUCGGCAAAAAAAACCUACAAUUUGUUGGUCUUUUGAAUGGAGAAUAUGAGUCAACUUCAAGCGAGGAAUCAAGUGGCGAAGAGAGCUCGGACAAGGUGGCUGGAGACAGUUCGGAGAGUGAGUUGGGAAAUUGCUGUGACAGUUCAGAUGAAGAUGGCAUUGCAAACCUGGAUGGCAGUGACAGUGACAACUGUGAAUCUACUGAACAAUGCAGGGAUAAAGAGAAGGAGAAAAUGCCUGCUCAGAGCAGACAGGAGAGAGAAGAGAAGAGAUGCGAAGAAGAGGAGGUCAAGGAAAAGUUUGAGCUGAGUCUGAAGAUGCGAGAAGUGUGCCUGAUCCUGAAGAAUCAUUUCAAUGACCCGAACCCAGUGAAGAGUAAGGAAGUGAUGUCCAGCUUGAACGCGAUCCAGCAGGAGUGGUUUAGAGCCUCCAGCCAGAAGUCAGCCUCUCCCCAGGCGGUAGCCGAUUAUCUAAUGGCCUUCGCAGAGAUGUCACCAGCUAUCCUGAAAUAUGUGGUCAACCUGUCUGAUGGAAACGGCAAUACGGCCCUGCACUACUGUGUCUCUCACUCCAACUUCCAGAUCGUGAAACUCCUGCUGGACACUGCUGUCUGUAAUGUUGACUGGCAGAACAAGGCGGGUUACACUGCUAUCAUGCUCGCUGCGCUGGCUGCCAUGGAAACUGAUGCAGAGAUGAAUGUUGUGAGGCAGUUAUUCAAUUUGGGAAAUGUCAAUGCCAAAGCCAGUCAGGCGGGUCAGACAGCCUUGAUGCUGGCUGUCAGCCAUGGACGUAUUGAGAUGGUGAAAGCCUUGCUGGACUGUGGAGCUGAUGUUAACAGUCAGGACAACGAGGGCUCCACUGCGCUGAUGUGUGCCUGUGAACAUGGACGUGUGGAGAUUGUGAAAGUCCUCCUGGCGCAGCCAGACUGCAACAUCUCCUUGAGCGAUAACGAUGGCAGUAAUGCACUGUCUGUAGCCCUUGAAACCAGUAACAAAGACAUCGCAGUCUUACUCUAUGCACACAUGAACUUCAAGCCACCAUCAUUGGACACUCCAUAGUCUGGUGACAACUGCAGCCCAGGACGUAGAGCUCAAAGCCAGGAUCUUCAUUCCUGUCCUGCAGUAUUCUUCCUGUACAAAUUAUUUUUUUAACAGAUUUUCUUUUCAGUACAUGCAGUGGCAGUUGAUUAUACACAAAUGUAUUGCUGAGUCAUUCUCUGCCAUUCUAUUGCCAGUCUCCUGCUUUUUUUUAAGCUAUUGUAUGGGAAGCAAAAAAUUGUAUUUUACAUAAAACAUUUUUAAACCUUU